This is a messenger RNA of Acinonyx jubatus (cheetah), 563 nucleotides long. Its product is annotated as NADH dehydrogenase [ubiquinone] 1 beta subcomplex subunit 1-like. Bases 259 to 510 code for a protein of 83 amino acids. NCBI's taxonomy places the organism in Eukaryota, Metazoa, Chordata, Mammalia, Carnivora, Felidae. The record is from RefSeq and is a predicted model, not a curated record. Gene Ontology annotation, cellular component: mitochondrion. The transcript has a single exon.
UGGCGUUGUCAACUCGGAAUUUUCGAGUCUGGUCUCCAUUUGUAUUUGAUUUUAACAGGUGGAUGCUUGUAGUAUCUCAUUUGCUCUUAAUUUGCAUUUUCUUGAUGAGUAUUAAUGAUGAUCACCUUCUCAGGUGCUCAUUAGCCGUUUUGAUAUUUUCUGAAGUACCAUGCUCAAGUACCCAAAAAUGAGUUGGUAUUUUCCUCAUUGAUUUGUAGAAAUUCUUCUAACGUUCUGGAAAGAAGUCCUUUGUCAACAAUGUGUACAACAGGGCUGAGCUCGCCGUUGCCCUUGGCCGUGGAGCCGUUUUUUGGCACCAAGGGCGCAGCAUCCGUGAUGAACGUAAUUCAGAUUGUUUGUGACCACUGGGUACAUACACUGGUACCCGUGGGAUUUGUCCUCGGAUGUUAUCUAGACAAAAAGAAUGAUGAAAAACUAACUGCCUUCCAGAACAAGAGUGUGUUGCUUAAAAGGGAAUUGAGACCCAGUGAAGAAGUCACCUGGAAGUAAAGGCUGUGACUGAAAUAAAGAAUGUUCACCUUAAAAAAAUUAGGAAAUAAAAA